This is a messenger RNA of Olea europaea var. sylvestris, 3790 nucleotides long. RefSeq lists its product as uncharacterized. The transcript has 16 exons. NCBI's taxonomy places the organism in Eukaryota, Viridiplantae, Streptophyta, Magnoliopsida, Lamiales, Oleaceae. Bases 380 to 3607 code for a protein of 1075 amino acids. Gene Ontology annotation, molecular function: protein binding. Gene Ontology annotation, biological process: regulation of cell cycle. Gene Ontology annotation, cellular component: nucleus. The record is from RefSeq and is a predicted model, not a curated record.
GAAAGGAAGAUAAAUCAGAAGGUCUAGAAAUCGUAUCAAUCGGAAAAAUCUAUUCUGGUCCCUGGGAUAAGAAGUAUUGGAGCUCAUCUCGGGUUAUAAAUCUGAAAAUAAGAUGUCAUGUUAUCAUUUUAGCCCGUGAUUUCAGUUGCUGUAAAACCUAUUAUUUUAAUUGAGACUGGCCGAAUGUUUGGAUCUGCUAACAGCUGGCUAUUGAAAUCUAGAGAAUAAAGUGGAAUUGUAAGCAUGGAUAGGUCUAUUAAGGGAUGUGCUAAUGAAACAUUAGCAUACUAUAGAGCAAGUUGAUGGUGAGGGUAAGGACCGGUGUCCUUAUCCCAUUGGAUACAAGACCUCACGAAUUCUGAAUGGGGUUACCUAUAAAAUGGAAAUUCUUGAAGGUCUUAAAGGUCCAUUGUUUACAAUCAUUUCUAGUGAUGGAAAAUCAUGCUCUGGACAAACUCCAGAUAUUGCAUUGGAGAGCUUUCAGAAGAAAAGUUGUUCUCGAAUCAAGUCGUUGCAUGGGAAGAGGUUCUCAUGCAAGAUAGAUGGCGUGGAGUUUUUUGGAUUCAAAAAUGCAUUUGUUCAGAGGUUACUGAGAGAAUUGGUAGCAAAUGAUGGUGGAACUGCAGGACAGAGUUCUUCAACAUCUAUCUCCCUUACUGAAGCUUCUGAUACAGUACAUGAAAUACAAUAUACAGAACCAAGAAAGCAUCCUGAUUUGCUGCCAAACUCAGAAAAGCCACAGGUUACAGGGAAGAGAAGUAGGAAGGGCAAAAAUAUUAAUGUUAAGCCUCUCACUGAGGCAAAUUUUGAACAACAUCAACCUCAAAAUUGUAUUCAAAAUGCUGAAGCUUCAAAUUCUAGACAAAGGGAUCAAAGAAAUCAUGAUGGUGACAAUCUUUUGACUAUUGCUGCUUCAAAUAAAGUCUGUGGCAUUAGUAAAAGUCCUGAAAUUACAACAGGACCUAACUCUGAAGUUGUGGUUGAGAAUGAAAAAUAUCUGUUUUCAGCAGAAAGAGAACUGCGGUCGCAUUCUAUGGAUAUUUCUGAUCACUUUAAAUUAGGAGAUCUCCUCCCCCAAGAAACAGAGCUUAUUAAUUCCGAAAACCAUUUGAGCAAAAUGGCUGAUAACAUGCCAAAAGGCAAAGAACUUCCAAAUUGGACAACAAUUACUGAGGUUCAAGAGUUCAAUAAGUCAAUAGACAAAGAUGAGUAUGGUGUAACACUAGUUCAGCAUUACAAGCCAAUAGUCAAUGCCGAUUUUUGUGCACCUGACACAUUGGAUAUUGCAGGAGACAGUUUUUCUUACUCUGAUCCGAACGAACGCGUGAAAGUCACUUGCAAUGCCAGAGAUGACACAAUUGCCACGGAUGUAGCCAUUUCUGAGGUUUUGGUAACUGAUUCACUUCCGGAAGAUGAAACAGGAACUUCAAAUGCAAGCUCUGAAAAGAGUGAUAUUGAUUCUGUUAGUCAAGAAAUAGCAAAGUCAAUGAUGACUGUUCUUCUCCCCCAAGCACUUCCUUUGCUGAAGACAUUCUCAAGAAAGGAAAAGAAGAGUAUGAUACCUUCAGAAAUGCCUCUCUAUACGCAGCAGGAAAAUAAUACAUCUGUUGGUUUUGGUAAUGCAUCAAUUGUCAAAGAGCAUAUCGAGAACUCAGAUUUGGAAAGAGAAAAGGAAGGGGGGAGUAUUACCUGUACAGUCAAUGAUUCAAUUGUCUCAACUUCUGGAAUCACAGAAUCUGUAGUUCCUGAUAGUUUUGAUAACGAUGAAAUUAGAUGUACUUCCACCAAUCAGCAUAAUUUGUUUCCGGACACUGCAAACGGUUGUGAAGCUUCAUUUCAGUUAAACAAUUAUGGGAAUCAGACUCUGAAUCUGCCAGGCUGUGUUAAUGCAGAGGAAGACUCACCAGUUCGGCCUAUUGUAGUGAGAGAUCACGAAAUAAAUAUGCAUUCUCAAUUGCAGAUGGCUGUAAAUGAGGAGCCUCAAGAAGACAUUAGUACAACUGGUGCUAACUUAAUGAGCAAAACAAAUAGUUGUAUUCGACCUCCAGCAGAGGAAAUCAAUGUCACUUCCAAGCAAGACUGGGUUGGCUGUAAGUCCACGAUCGAAGUACCUACCUCUGCUGCACCACAAAUGAGAUGUGCCCCUUUCACUGAACAUAUAUUACAUAGAGACUUCAAAAAUGUUUGUUCUACGGAGAAAUUGGAUGCUAGUUUUGCCAAAAAGUUUUACAGUGCAAAUUCUGCUAACUUUGAUAAUUCAUUUUCAUAUCAGCAAAUCCUGAUUACAAGUUGUUGCAAUGUCGUUACUGAAAACAAGGAAAUGAAAGAUGAUCCGAGGUCAAAUUUUCAGGGUGACUUGAAUUUAAAUGACAAGCCACAGGGUCUUCUCAAACGUGUAGCAUGCUAUGACCACCCUAUGCCAAUUUCAAUGGUGCUGUUGAAUGAAAAAGAGAAUGAAAUAUACAUAUGUGUUAUAUGUGGCUUGCUGGAGCAUACGGAGAGUACCCUCUUUGUUUACAAGACACUAAAGAAUGCAGAAAAAAUGGGGUUCCCUUCAUUUGUUGGUCACUCAUCAAUAGAAUUGCCCUCUUACAAAGAUGCCUUUGGUAGAGACAUUGGUAUAGACAGUUCUAGAUUACAGUUCUCUCCAGAUGCACAAUCUCUUGUUUUAUUAAACAGUAUAAAAACUCCUUGCUGCAGGGAGGGUAAAUUGCAAUGUUCUUGUCCACGCUGUACUUCUGAAUUCUCCGAGAAGAAUGCAGUAAAAAUUGUGCAAGUACAAACUGGUUAUGUUACAAUUGAGACUAUACUGAGGACAACACAAGGUGUAUGUUGUUUAUUAGUUUGUGAACCUAGUUUUCUUCUUGCUGCUGAAGAGGGUGGAAAGCUGAACCUGUGGGUCAUGAACGCUAGAUGGAGUGCCCAGAAAGAGGAACGCAACUUACCGACACUUGACUGUAUGCUUCCUUGUCUUGCGGAAUUGAAGAGAAUUCCAAAGUCAACUAUUUUGGUUGUUGGUCACAAUGGUUUUGGGGAUUUUGGUUUGUGGGAUAUUGAUAAACGAAUCCUGGUUUCAAAGUUUUCUGCCCCCGGCACUUCUGUUUUUCACUGUGUUCCAGUUGGCAUGUUUAGAUGGCAAAGUAAAGGAAAGCAUAACAGUAAGGAUCUCACUGACGAAAUCAUGAAUGCAACAAAAAUGUGGUUUUCAGGAAUGGGUGAAAACCAAAUUCUUCCAGUGCAGAAUAAAGAUAUGGCUGUCUGGCUUCUAAUCUCUACUCCCUCAGAUACAGAUUCUCAAUGUUGUCAAUCAAGUAGCGGGGGAGAAGCAAACCUAGCUAGAUGUUGGAGGCUGGCUUUAUUGGCGAAGAACAUGGUGAUCAUGGGAAGAACUUUGGACUCGGGGGUUGCUGCAGUUGCAACUGUUCAUGGAAUUUUUGGUAGAUGUGAUGGACUGGUAUACACAUGGGAUUUAUCUACAGGAAACAUGCUUGAAAACUUGCAUCACUUCAAAGGUACCGGAGUGUCUUGUGUUUGCACAGGCAAUACAGAUUCUGGUGCUUUAGCUAUAGCUAGUGGAUGUCAAUUGCUGGUUUAUGUGCAAUCUUGAAGUGAUUCUUCAAAAAUUCCACUAAGACAGGUUUCUAUGUAGAAAACUGUAAAAGCCUUUUAAGGCCUUUAAGACUGUAUCUGAUAAUCGAUUUGAUGUUGGGUGUCUCAUUGGUUAAGACUGUUGAGAAAUUUUUUGUAGGCUACUUCUGCUGAUGGAAAGUUGCCUUUAGGGCAGUCUCCA